AUGCUGGUCCGGAGCCCUCAUGUGCGCGGAAGGGCCAGGGUGACGCACGCCGUCAUCGUCAUCUUCCUGGAGUUCUUCGCAUGGGGGCUGCUGACCACACCCAUGCUGACGGUACUCCACGAAACCUUCCCGCAGCACACAUUCCUCAUGAACGGACUCGUGCAAGGCGUCAAGGGUUUCCUGUCAUUCCUGUCCGCUCCCGUGAUCGGCGCCCUGUCUGACAUCUGGGGCAGGAAGUCUUUCCUUCUGAUGACCGUGUUCUUCACAUGCGCCCCCAUCCCCUUUAUGAGGAUCAGCCCCUGGUGGUACUUUGCACUGAUCUCUGUGUCAGGAAUCUUCUCCGUGACAUUCUCCGUGAUCUUCGCCUACGUCGCCGACAUCACGGAUGAGCAGCAGAGGAGCACGGCGUACGGCCUGGUGUCUGCGACAUUUGCGGCCAGCCUGGUGACGAGCCCCGCCAUCGGCGCGUACCUGUCGUCGCAGUACGGAGACAGCCUGGUGGUCCUGGUCGCCACGGUGAUCUCGGUGGCCGACAUCGCCUUUGUCUUCUUCGUGGUGCCCGAGUCGCUGCCCGACAAGAUGCGACUGACCACGUGGGGUUUCCCGCUCUCGUGGGAGCAGGCGGACCCCUUUGCCUCGCUGCGUCGUGUGGGCAAAGACUCGACAGUUAUGCUCAUCUGCGUCACGGUCUUCCUGUCGUACCUGCCGGAAGCCGGGCAGUACUCCAGCUUCUUCCUCUACCUCAAACAGGUCAUUGACUUUUCUCCCGCUGCCAUUGCCGCCUUCAUCGCCAUGGUUGGCAUACUGUCCAUCAUUGCACAGACGCUGCUCCUCAGUGUACUGAUGCGCACCUUGGGCAAUAAGAAAACGGUCCUGUUGGGUCUGAGUUUCCAGCUGCUGCAGCUGACCUGGUACGCCUUCGGUUCUGAGCCCUGGAUGAUGUGGGCGGCAGGCACAGUAGCAGCCAUGUCAUCCAUCACCUUCCCGGCCAUCUCGGCCUUGGUUUCACACAGCGCCGCCCCGGAUCAACAAGGUGUGGUCCAGGGCAUGAUCACAGGCAUCCGAGGCCUAUGUAAUGGUUUGGGCCCGGCUCUGUAUGGAUUCAUUUUCUUCCUCUUCAAUGUGGAGCUCAGCGACGACCAGACCGCAGAAGGACGAGACACGCAACACAUUAAGAAGUCGACCGUUCCCGGACCCCCUUUCCUGUUCGGCGCCUGCACGGUGGUCUUCGCGCUCAUCGUGGCCGCGUUCAUCGUCGAGCGUCCGCCCGCCGCCGCCGCCAUCAAGACGUGCUCGGUCAGGAAGUCGAGCGGCGUCGGCGGCACGCCCGCCGCCGCGUCCUGUGCACGCACUCAAGAUAGCGGAGCCCAGGCCACCCCCGCCAGCGACGCCGAGGAUAUCGAGCCGCUGUUACAGGACAGCAGCAUGUGA
This is a messenger RNA of Nerophis lumbriciformis (worm pipefish), 1431 nucleotides long. Lineage: Eukaryota; Metazoa; Chordata; Actinopteri; Syngnathiformes; Syngnathidae. The record is from RefSeq and is a predicted model, not a curated record.